Molecule: messenger RNA, 149 nt
Organism: Ziziphus jujuba (common jujube)
Lineage: Eukaryota; Viridiplantae; Streptophyta; Magnoliopsida; Rosales; Rhamnaceae
Product: dolichyl-diphosphooligosaccharide--protein glycosyltransferase subunit 4A
Exons: 1
Coding region: 1-114 (37 amino acids)
Source: RefSeq, a predicted model, not a curated record
AUGAUUGAUGAUCAGGAUCUGGGCUUUUUUGCCAAUUUUCUUGGCAUUUUUAUAUUUGUCCUGGUGAUUGCUUACCAUUUUGUGAUGGCGGACCCCAAAUAUGAAGGCAACUAAAAACCUGGAGUUGUGAUGCUUUUUUUUUUUUUUUU